CUCUGGGAUUGAGGACAGAUACGUCAGGUUGCUUCUUACCCUCUAGAUCACGAAUCUGCAACAGAGUGUCUGUGACUCGGGCGCAAAGCAAGCAAGGCAAAGAUCAGCAACAUCAUCUGCUUAGAGAGUGCAAACAUCACCCGUAGCACGCCCCAGAGGAACAUGGCAUUUGCUGGGAUGUUGAGUGAUGAGGACAUCAAAGCUGCAGUCCAGGCAUGUCAAGCUCCAGGCACAUUUGACUUCAAGUUGUUCUUUGCACAAGUGGGACUGACUGGCUUGUCUGAGGCAGACAGGAAAAAAGUGUUUAUAGUCCUGGACCAAGACAAAAGCGGUUUCAUUGAGGAGGAGGAACUGAAAUUGUUCCUGCAGAACUUCUGUCCAGCUGCCAGGGAGCUGACAGUGGCUGAAACAAAGACUCUGAUGGCAGCAGGGGAUAAAGACAAUGAUGACAAAAUUGGGAUAGAUGAGUUCUGUGAUCUUUUGAACUGAAGACAUAGAUACACAAGACCACAUCGCUGUGCUCCUUUCUGAAUUCUUCACUCUCCACACUGGCUAAAGACAAAAAAUAAGUGUCCCAAACUCUGUACCUUCCUGCUGGUUUCCUAUUUGAUGUAUUAACACAUAAAAACGUUUAACUGACAAAGGGCCAAAACUGUAUGUGUGCAUUUUAUCAAUGUGGUCUUCUGAAUGAAAUAAUAAAUGGAUUUCAGGUCUUA
Girardinichthys multiradiatus is the source of this 716-nucleotide messenger RNA. Its product is annotated as parvalbumin beta-like. Lineage: Eukaryota; Metazoa; Chordata; Actinopteri; Cyprinodontiformes; Goodeidae. The coding region runs from base 163 to 489 and encodes 108 amino acids. The transcript has 5 exons. Gene Ontology annotation, cellular component: nucleus; cytoplasm. The record is from RefSeq and is a predicted model, not a curated record. Gene Ontology annotation, molecular function: calcium ion binding.